AUGCUCUUGUUCUCAUCUAUAUUCCUGCUACUCUACAGGUACUGUAGACAAGGAGAAGUUCUUGAAAUUCAAUACUUUUUCAGAGGAGGAUCUGCAAGUCGAAGUGAGCCGGUACCAAUUUACCUGGACAAUCUUCUGAAUGCGGGAAGACAGGUUUAUGAUAAUCAGUCCCCACCGGUACAACAUGACAAAGGUAACUAUUGGUUUUCAUGUUUUUUACUUUUACAUAGUUGGCCCAAGUUCUUUUUCGUUUCGUGGUUUCUCCAGAACAUUGUUCCUUUAAUUCAAUUACAUUUGUAAUACACUGCUAAUCAGUUCAAUCGUAAAAGCUCACAGAAUGUUAGCACUGAAUUCUAUUUGUUUCUCUAAUCGUCAAGCACAAAAAGUUUAGUCGGGAGCAUCUGAGCUUCAGAACGGACGCCUUGUCCGAAAUAGAUCCUUAGGCGGUCAGCGACAAAGUGAAUAAGCGAGUCGCGUGCUCAACGUGACGCGAUCGUAUCAAUGUGCUUUUCCGUCGUCGAGCAUUUCGUUUCCGCACGCCGCCUCUUCUGUGUUUUCAAAUCCUCAAGACUCAUUUUCAUUUUUCGUUUAGAGGCCAACGCGGACCGAUAAGGAGGGGAGGGGGGAUACUUAUGCAAAUAUUCGAAGAUUCACGGCUUUGUGGGCAGCUCGAUGAGCAACCGGCAGCGCAAAUUGCGCUUGCUUCCGAUUUGUCAGGCGUUUUUAGUUUCUUGUCGUCUUGGACGAUCGUUUUGUGCACUUGUUAGACAGGACGCAAUUAGGGCGGAUAGCGUCCGAAAAACAGCGAAAGAAACACUGGAGCACUUCCUAGGACGAAAAAAGUUCGUAGAUUCGGAAAAGAGGGAACCGAACAAAAAGCUAUUCACAUUUUGGAACUCUGAGAGCACUUGAAACCUGCUCCAGGAAGUUCGCAGCCCCUCCGAACCAAUCCAAUUGUCCACCUUCUCUUUGCAAGCGGAGAACCUCAUUUCAGUUUUUUGCUCACUUCAAAUUCCGGCUUGAGACAAUUUGAGCAAGCAAAAUAAAUUGCACAACGUCACGGUGCCCUAAUUUCAGAUGAAGUGACGGUCGUCGAACUGGCCAUGUACAUCGAAGGAAUGUCGUCGUUCCGUACACAAACCAUGGAUUUCCAACUCGACGUCUACUUUCAGCAAUUCUGGCGGGACCCGCGUUUAGCGCACAACGAGACAAGACGGGUUCUCGUGAAAGACAAGGCAGUGUUGCACAAGAUGUGGCACCCCGAUGUUUACUUCGCAAAUGCACGAAUCGCAGAGUUCCAUGAGGUUCGAACCAUUGCGACUAGAGCCUUGUCUUCGAUUACCGCAUAUUGUGUUUUGCAGGUAACUCAACCGAACUUCCUGGUAUGGAUACAACCGGAUGGUUCGAUUCUCUAUGAUACCCGCAUCUCGAUGGUUGUAGUGUGUACUUUGAACCUGGAGAAGUGGCCGCUGGAUUCGCAACGGUGUCACUUGCGCAUUCUGAGCUGUGAGCUGGAGCAUGAAGCAUAAUCAGUUUGACGUCAUCUUCCAGAUGCCUACACCACAGAACAAUUGGUGAUCAAGUGGAAGGAGGAGGAGCCGAUCACUCGCAAUCCGAACAUUGCCAUGUCAGACAUGCACAUUGUCGACUUGUUCCCAGGUCUAUGCGACGGAAAUUACUCGACGGGUUAGUUUGGUCUUUUUGAAUAACAAUCGAAAUCCCGCCGAGCCAAAUGUGAAUAGGUAAUAGUGCGUGACUAACGGCAUUUUUGAAAGGUGCUGCUUCACAAAAUAUUCUUGAAAAGGAAGUAAAGAAGAAAAAAGAAGCCCGCCGUCAUGAACCAAUUUUGACAGACGGCGGAAGCAGAAAUCAGAAAAGCGACUCAAUUAUAAAGAGCAGAGAGUAGUGUGCCGUACUUGCAGGUACCUGGAGUUGCGUGACGGCAGAGUUCUUUGUCAAACGAGAAAUCACCCAUCAUGUCAUGCAGUCUUACGUACCAACCACGUUAAUUGUAGUCAUUUCCUGGUAAAAUUCACUAUGUUCCUAGCGGCGGCUUCAACCUUUUCGGGGGUUUAGGUUCAGUUUCUGGCUCGACGUGGAAGCAGUACCUGCCCGAGUAUCCCUCGCAAUCACCACCCUCCUGACACUCUCUACACAAGCAAAUGCAGCUCGGAUGGCACUUCCAGAAGUCAGUUACAUGAAAGCAAUCGAUGUUUGGAUGGGCGCCUGCAUGAUGUGAGUUCUUAUGCACCACACACGUGGGUGUUAAAGGUUCGGCAAGUCAAAACACAUUUGAGACAAUAGGGAAGAGAGUUGACGCGGCGGAGGGUAACCUGAUUUUGCACAACGGAAUCGCGACACAAGGGAAACGUGGAAAGAGGGUGCUAAACUAGGUUUCAGUACUUGAGAAGGUCUGGAAAAUGGGGAGAAAGAAGAAUUGUGAGUCAUUGUCACGUUCUAUUCGAUCUUUCAGGUUUGUGUUCGGAGUCAUGAUCGAGUUCACGAUUGUCAACUACGCUCAAAGACAAGGUAACGUUUUCUGCAUCCAGGCCAUUUGAGGGUCUUAUAGUCAAAUUACGGCACACCUUGUGGUAGUUUCAAGUUUCACAAUUACGGCUAGAACCUCACUAUAUCAUUUUGAAUGGUCGGAUUGUAAUGAUUCCCUGAAGGCGAGCCUAUUCCAGUGGUUAUGGAGAGUAAACUAAUCACUUAAAUUAGUAAUAUCUAGGACGAAAAUGGCACCGCACUGACGCUGAAAUUGGUAGGUGAUCAAGAGCCGAAAUGCGCAAAGAGGCCGUCAUUUUGGCAAGAAUCAUGUUGUAGCUUUAUAUCUUCUUCGAGUCACAAAAACUCUCGUCAUCAACUUAGUUCCCAGUUUUGUACAUUUAUUGUGGUGUUCUUCCAUGCCGAGUAACCGAUUAUGUUAAAGUAUGCUGAGAUCCUGAAAAUGCAUGACUUCUACCUUUUGAUGUAUCCAAUAACUUCUACAAUUGUCCGUCCACUUCUAUGCGCUCCUAUGUUCCUAAACAUUUUUAUAUCAUUUUUUAUGCUUUCGAAGUAGGACUCCUUCCCACUCAAGUCGUUAUCAAUAGUCUUUGUUCUUUUCAGUUAUGGCAUCUUCACUGGAAUCCGUUAAAAGUGGCGGAGUGGAGAAGAAAGCUUCACGUGGCGAUCUGGGUACUCACGCCAGACAACUGUUCCUCAGGCUUCGGACUAACGAGCGACAACAUUUAGUAGAGGUAUUAACUUUUCAAAUUACUCUCACAGACACAAAACAUGUUCGAUGUGCUUCGCUUACGUUCACUUCUCCACAUGUGUUCAAGGGUUCUGUCAGACACAUCUUAGGAGUCACCGUACUUUUCACUCAGUUUCACAGAGGAUUUUGUAGGAACCACAUGAACAAAUACCAAUGAAUGACACAGCUUAUGAUACGGUCAGUCAAGCGUACAGUAACAGCUUCUCUGACGAAGAGGUACGCUUCCGUGCAACUCUUCACCAAGUGCCGUGUCCUUUCCUAUUCUCCCAGUCCUGUCCUAACCCCCACCCGUGUGUUCUUUGCAUGACCUUCACCCGUCCAACGUCUUGGUACUGAUGUCUUGAUCUUACCAAUCAAAAUCAAUUUUUUCUCUUUUUUUUGGGCAUCAGAAACCGUAACCAGUUUGAAGUGAUUAUCAGCAUGUGUAUAGGGUACAGUAAGACCUUGUAAAGUUUAAGACAAUACAGGCGGCACCGGUGACUCAACCGCGGAACGAUGAGAACGAAGCACAAGAGGAAGUGUGGGCGGAACAGAAAGACACCAAUCUGAGCGAAGUCUGGAGCAACAGAGACGGAGAUACUGCCGAGAGGCUUGCUCAUUGGAACGGAAAAGAGAACGACGCCAGCUCUCCAUUAAUGGGAAACGGUCGAUCACAUGGUAUUGUGUAAUCAUAAACAACAACAUUCAGCCAAAUAGUUUCAGUGCGAUACGGAGCAGCUGACAAGCUAAGGAACAGAAAGAGCAAUGAGAGCAGCAGGAAAAAGGAUAAAUGGAGUUCUGCAAUAAAACAAAUCCAGAAGCACAAGUGCGUUCAAUUUUUCUUUAAAACAUUCUGAACCAGUUAACCCAAAAUCGAUCUAUCCAACUAACUUCUUUCAGAACUAGAAGCGGAUCUGUUAUCGGGUAAAAUAAUACCCUUCCACCCUUAGUUGAAACCAUUCAUUCCUGAGUGUAUUCCCUCCUUAAUUUUCAUUUUUUAAUGCAUUCCCUAUAGCAACUCUUCAAAUUCUGUAAAAAUUUACUGUUUUCCAGAAAAAUCGCUGGCCGCAACCGUGCAAAGAAAAUCGAUCAGACGAGCCGAUGGAUUUUCCCGCUUUCCUUUGUGAUCUUCAACCUCACCUACUGGAUUUACUACCUUUACUGGAAAGAGUAA
This is a messenger RNA of Caenorhabditis sp. 36 PRJEB53466, 4409 nucleotides long. Lineage: Eukaryota; Metazoa; Nematoda; Chromadorea; Rhabditida; Rhabditidae. The record is from the annotation of a GenBank genome assembly.